Molecule: messenger RNA, 5068 nt
Organism: Leucoraja erinaceus (little skate)
Lineage: Eukaryota; Metazoa; Chordata; Chondrichthyes; Rajiformes; Rajidae
Product: tubulin beta-4B chain-like
Exons: 4
Coding region: 100-1437 (445 amino acids)
Biological process (GO): microtubule cytoskeleton organization; mitotic cell cycle
Cellular component (GO): cytoplasm; microtubule
Molecular function (GO): GTP binding; structural constituent of cytoskeleton; GTPase activity
Source: RefSeq, a predicted model, not a curated record
UUUAUAGCCUUUGUUGGCAGCUGAGGGCGGCGCACACACUCUGUAACCAGCAUCACGGUCGUUUCGUUCCUUCCCUAAACCCAAAGUAACACAUUGACCAUGCGGGAGAUAGUACACAUGCAAGCUGGCCAAUGUGGAAACCAGAUCGGAGCAAAGUUUUGGGAAGUGGUCAGUGAUGAGCAUGGCAUUGACCCAACGGGCACCUACCAUGGAGAUAGUGACCUCCAGUUGGACCGCAUCAACGUCUACUACAACGAGGCUACAGGAGGUAAAUAUGUUCCCCGUGCAAUUAUGGUUGACCUGGAGCCUGGCACCAUGGACUCUGUUCGUUCCGGUCCAUUUGGGCAGAUCUUCAGACCGGAUAACUUUGUGUUUGGGCAGAGUGGUGCAGGGAACAACUGGGCCAAAGGUCACUACACAGAAGGUGCGGAACUGGUCGACUCGGUCCUGGAUGUGGUGCGGAAGGAGGCAGAGAGCUGCGACUGCCUGCAGGGGUUCCAGCUCACCCACUCUUUGGGCGGGGGCACUGGGUCGGGCAUGGGCACGCUGCUGAUCAGCAAGAUCCGGGAGGAGUACCCGGACAGGAUCAUGAACACCUUCAGCGUGGUGCCUUCGCCCAAGGUGUCGGACACGGUGGUGGAGCCCUACAAUGCCACCCUGUCGGUCCACCAACUGGUGGAAAACACAGACGAGACCUACUGCAUCGACAACGAGGCCCUCUACGACAUCUGCUUCCGCACCCUCAAGCUGACCACCCCCACCUAUGGUGAUCUCAACCACCUGGUGUCGGCCACCAUGAGCGGGGUGACCACCUGCCUCCGCUUCCCCGGGCAACUCAACGCGGACCUGCGCAAGCUGGCGGUCAACAUGGUUCCCUUCCCCCGCCUCCACUUCUUCAUGCCCGGCUUUGCCCCCUUGACCAGCCGAGGCAGCCAGCUGUACCGUGCUCUCACCGUGCCCGAGCUCACCCAGCAGGUGUUCGACGCCAAGAACAUGAUGGCGGCCUGCGAUCCGCGGCACGGGCGCUACCUGACGGUGGCCACCGUGUUCCGGGGCCGCAUGUCCAUGAAGGAGGUGGACGAGCAGAUGCUCAGCGUGCAGAACAAGAACUCCAGCUACUUCGUGGAGUGGAUCCCCAACAACGUCAAGACGGCCGUCUGCGACAUCCCGCCCCGCGGCCUCAAGAUGGCGGUCACCUUCAUCGGCAACAGCACCGCCAUCCAGGAGCUCUUCAAACGCAUCUCCGAGCAGUUCACCGCCAUGUUCCGUCGCAAGGCCUUCCUCCACUGGUACACGGGAGAGGGAAUGGAUGAGAUGGAGUUCACAGAGGCAGAGAGCAACAUGAACGACCUGGUCUCCGAGUAUCAGCAGUACCAAGAUGCCACAGCAGAGGAGGAAGGGGAGUUUGAGGAAGACAUCGAGCACGAUGAGGCUUAAACAUAAAAAUCCAUGUUCAUCCCUUGAUCCUGUACAUAAAAGCAUCCUUUUUUCAAAUUGUGUAAUUGAGCAAAUUUCGUGGGGUUUUGAAGCCUCUUGCAGGACUCGAGUUUAAAAUCACGGCCUGUGACAAAACAUUGGCCAAUUUGAUGAGUAACGUCCAUAAAAUGUGAAACUCCCCAUCAAUGCCAAAGCCCGAGCCGCCAUCCCAGGUCAGAGCAAAUUAUUAUCCCAAGCCCCACAUUCGCACAUACAAAUCGAAAUUGGCUGUGUAGUUGUUGAAGCUUUAAGGGCCAGUUCCACUUGGUGAUUAUUUUCGGUGACUGCCGACGUCAUAUCAGUGUCGCCGAAUGAUUGAACAUUUAAAAAUCCAGCGGCUACAAAAAAAAUGUUGCGACACUUGAAAAAACACCGCACGUAUUUUUCCGUGACCUGCUCCGUCAGUCAAUGAUUCUGGCUGUCGCAGAAACAAACGCCAAGUGGGACAGGCCCUUUAAUGAUUUGAAAGUGGCUUAUUCAUCAGAUGCGAUCAAAUCUGAGGAAGGGACAAGAAUGUUGCAAAUUUGACAUUGUGGGGGGGAAGAGGGAGGGAGCCAACUAGAAAAUUUAAGUCUCAAAUCAUUCAGAUGAGUCGGCCCAGCCACCAGAGGAGGCAGGGAGCCAACUACAGAUCAGACAGAUGUGGGCUGAGUCUGAUCUGUAAAUCCAAUAUCCAUGCGCAGUGCAAGUACAAAUAGACUGUGGCCCUCAACUCCUGUGGUGAACUCGAGCCCUGUGUUGCAGUAUUCCUCAAGUCUUUGUUUUGACUGUUUCUGAGCCAUUUUCCCCCCUGUUUCAGGUCAAUAGACACGUCUUUAGUACAGCUGUGUGGUGGGAUUGGCAAACAUUGGAUAUGCCGGUGGUUUCGGGCAAACACUUCAAUGAUACUAAUUUGACAUUAGUGAAUGGAAACACGGAGAUGGUGAGAUCAAUAUUUGCACAGUCACUUUGUUGCUGGCCAUGUGAAGUCACCUUGCCCAAUCAUUAGUGCCUAGGUCAGGGGCCGGCAACCUACGGCCCCCGGGCCGAAUCCGGCUCAUAACCCCAGGCAUUUUUUUUUUUUCCCUCCCUCAAUCAUCCGGUUCGCAGACUUCCGCCAUCUCCGGUAACUGGAAUGUGGAAAGUUUUGGUCUCCAAAUCUGAGGAAGGACAUUAUUGCCAUAAAGGGAGUACAGAGAAGGUUCACCAGACUGAUUCCUGGGAUGUCAGGACUGUCUUAUGAAAAAGACUGGAUAGACUUGGUUUAUACUCUCUAGAAUUUAGGAGAUUGAGGGGGGAUCUUAUAGAAACUUACAACAUUCUUAAGGGGUUGGACAGGCUAGAUGCAGGAAGAUUGUUCCCGAUUUUGGGGAAGUCCAGGACAAGGGGUCACAGCUUAAGGAUAAGGGGGAAAUCCUUUAAAACCGAGAUGAGAAGAACUUUUUUUCACACAGAGAGUGGUGAAUCUCUGGAACUCUCUGCCACAGAGGGUAGUUGAGGCCAGUUCAUUGGCUAUAUUUAAGAGGGAGUUAUAUGUGGCCCUUGUGGCUAAGGGGAUCAGGGGGUAUGGAGAGAAGGCAGGUACGGGAUACUGAGUUGGAUGAUCAGCCAUGGUCAUAUUGAAUGGCGGUGCAGGCUCGAAGGGCCGAAUGGCCUACUCCUGCACCUAAUUUCUAUGUUUCUAUGUUUAAGGAAGUACUACAGAUACUGGAAAAAUUGAUGGUGGAAAAAAAAAUGCUGGAGCAAGUCUCUCCCAUUUUUUUUCCUACCUCCAGUACCUGGAAUGUGAUUUGACUGUAUCGCAUCCUGCAAAACCUCCGGCACGGCCCCGCACAUUCUGUAUCUGGGCUUCACUGUCGGGAUCGGGGUUGUCAGUGGCAGGGGACGAGUGAGUACGGGUAUUCGAGCCAUCGCCUUCAGGGCGUAGCCAGCCAAGACAAUGGUCCGUGUAUGUGCCAUGUUGGCGAGCGCCCGUAACUAGGGGCCAAUGCUCCGGGUGGUGUCCUCGAAGGGGCGGGAUCUAUGUGAACACGUGGUUUGAUGCCAGCCAUUCGGGGCGUGAUCCAUGCGUACAAGUGAUAGAUGUGGCCCUCCAUCCGCUCACAGGACAUGUGUCCUCGCCCCUUGGCAGAAAGAUUUGCCGACCUCUAGCCUCAGUGGAAGAUAAUUCAGAUUCCAAUGAACCAGUCUUAUUUUGGCCUACACUUGUAGAAAACAUUGUGUGCUUUGUUGCUGGGACUUAAAUCCUACCCUUCAGUAAACCUCACAAAUUCAGCCCUGCAUUCGAUUGUUGGGAUAUGUCGCAGUGCUUUUUUUUCCCAUUUGGGGUACUUCACUUUCAUACAAAGUCAUUGAUUGCUCAGGUCACCUUCGAAUGGGGGGGGGGUCGGCAACCUUAGGCCCCUGGGCCGAAUGUGGCCCGUAAUCCGAAAUCAUCCGGCCUGCAGGCGGUUUUUUUUUUCUGUUUUUUUUUUUUGCCGAAUUUAUCCAACCCGCCGACUUCCAUCGUCUCCUGUCGCUCACGAGGCCGCGGUGACGUGAUGGCGGAGGUGCCAUCCAGCAGCACCGAGCUCUGGCUGUACCUCAUCCUGAGCACAGCAGCUGGCAUGGCCUCGCACCUUCGAUGUCUCGGCUUCACUGUCAGGAUCAAAGAUCCGUUGUACGAUCUUUGGUCGGGGUUUGUCAAUAGGCCGGGGUCAAGCGAGUAUGAAGGUGCGGGAUCCAUGUGUACACGUGAUAGAUGUGGCACGCCAUCCCCUCACAAACAUGCGUCCUGGCCCCUAUGCAGAACAAGGUUGCCCACCCCUGCCUUAGAUGUUUCAAUCUGCUUUCCUCAUCAUGCCACCUGCUUUGUAUCCUUAACUCUAACCACAAAUCAUCCCACAGUCUUGCCCAAUGAAUGUUUGUAAAUCUUAUAUGGGACCAUCUACAAAUUCAAUGUCGGGUAUAGAAAGCCAGGUGACUGAUUUGCUACUGAAUUUAACCGUGUUUGUUUUCACUCAUUGUUUCUUGUAGAGAACGGAUAUUUGCAAUUCCAGUAAUAUUGUGCCUGGUGUCCAACAUGUUUGCCAGAUCACCUCGAACACAACAAAAGUUUGCUUUGACCUCGAUCCAGUUCUUAAACUUUGUACUCUUAACUUGAACUGCCUGUGGUUGAAAUCCAAAGUACAUACAUUGUACUUUUCCUCCUUUUCCUCCCAUGUUCCAUGUUUUGGUUUAUUACUUCUGUUGAGUGAGAGGUGAAGAUGAGUGACAUCUGAUUCUUCAAUGCAAAAGCAAAAAGAUCUUUGUUUUUAGUGAUCUGAUAUUUGGUUGUGAAUGAUGUACAAGGUUACCGGAAGGACACCCGAGAUCUGUGGCCAUUUUUUGAGUUGCAACCACUGCAAAUGGUGCCUGAUUCGUGUUGUUGAGCCAAAAUUCCACUGCUUAAAAUUUUGACCAGGAAGCUGUCGAGCUUUUUUCUACACUACUUGCUGAGCACUUUUCAAUCUUUGUCUUGUGGACUUUUCUCAUGUUUUUCACCACUUUGAAUCCAUUCUCCUUUUUUUCAUAUUGAAAAGUGUCGAGCAAGCCUGUUUCUUAACUGACGAAUAAACCUUUUUUUGCAAUUUCA